CCUCUCUGUCCUCUGUCCGAAAAGCACGACUCUGCGCCUGUUGCUUCUCCGCAAGACGAGCCGUCGUCAUCAUGAAUAUUCUAGAAUGGGCCUUUGGCAAGCGCAUGACGCCGGCCGAGCGUCUACGCAAAAACCAGCGCAUGCUCGACAAGGCGAUUCGCGAACUCGACCAAACCCGCGUCAAGCUGGAGAAACAGGAGAAGACGCUGAUACAGCAGAUCAAGACGAGCGCCAAGAACGGGCAGAUGGGGGCGUGCAAGAUCCAAGCCAAGGACCUGGUGCGCACACGGCGGUACAUUGAGAAGUUUUACGGCAUGCGUAGCCAGCUACAAAAGAUUUCCCUGCGGCUUCAGACCUAUCGAACGAACGAGCAGAUGAUGCAGGCCAUGAAGGGUGCUACGAUGGCAUUGGGCAGUAUGAACCGGUCCAUGAACCUCCCUCAACUCCAACGCAUCGCCAUGGAGUUUGAACGCGAAAACGACAUAAUGGAACAGAGACAAGAGAUGAUGGAUGACGCUGUUGACGACGCCAUGGAUGUUGGAAUUGAGGAAGAAGGUGACGAGGUUGUUGAACAAGUCUUGGAGGAGAUUGGCAUCGAUCUGAACCAAGCUCUUGGGGAGACACCAACCGCCUUGGGCAACUCUGCCGUGUCCGAGGGCAAGAUUGCGCAAGCCGUUGGGGCUGGCGGCGGCAGCGGUGACCCGGUCGACGACGACCUUCAAGCCCGACUCGACAGCCUUCGAAAGUAACUGGUUGCUGCUGCUGCUGCUGCUGCUGCUACUUUAUGACCAAUCCGCGAACGAAAUAAUGAAUGAGAAGCCUUGGAGUGGCCCCCCUGCGGAACUCACCAGACUCCGCUGAGCAUGGGAAGAAAGAGGGGCGAAUGUCUCUAAUGAGGGGUCCGGAUAAUUCGAACGACGAUGGUACCAAAUGGGAUCAUUAAGCGGAGCAUGUUAUCAUAUAUAUGUGGAAGGGGCUUAGAUGGGAGUGAGCCGUGUCACGUUUUCUCGUUGGGCGCAAGAGGUGUUGAUGGCCAUUAUGAUUUGAAGAAUACACUUGCAGAUAUAUUUACGCACGCAGAGGUUAUCUGUUUCGAUAAUUGACUAGAGAGGAGUGUCUAUUUCCGCUGU
Messenger RNA from Trichoderma virens Gv29-8, 1130 nucleotides. RefSeq lists its product as uncharacterized. Bases 72 to 749 code for a protein of 225 amino acids. Gene Ontology annotation, cellular component: ESCRT III complex; multivesicular body. The record is from RefSeq and is a predicted model, not a curated record. The transcript is spliced from 4 exons. NCBI's taxonomy places the organism in Eukaryota, Fungi, Ascomycota, Sordariomycetes, Hypocreales, Hypocreaceae. Gene Ontology annotation, biological process: endosome transport via multivesicular body sorting pathway; late endosome to vacuole transport; protein transport.